AUCCGUUUUCCAAAAUGUCGGGCGGAGAGGAGGAACGAAGACCUUUGUUGACAAAUAAUAAACCUGAUAAUGCUAGUCCACCGCCUCCUUACACAGCUAGAGGAGGCAUUUUAGAAUUGCCACCAGAUGAAAGUAAUACUGGUAUUGCUGCAAGUGUUCCACCAAUCAGUCCAGAUGAGUUACCCCCACCUUAUACUCCCACCCCCCAAGGUGGUAUACCCAUGAUAAAUUGUAAAGUAUGUCAGGCUAUGAUCAAUAUUGAAGGAAAACAACAUUUGCAUGUUGUAAAAUGUGGUGUCUGUCAGGAAGCAACGCCUAUAAAAGCUGCUCCACCAGGAAAGAAAUAUGUCAGAUGUCAGUGUAAUUGUUUGUUAAUAUGCAGAGAUAGAGCUGUGAAAAUUGCUUGUCCGAGAUCAAACUGUGGUCGUAUUGUAAAUCUAGGCGGUGUUUUUCCAAGUGUAACAGUUAGAUCACCUGGCUCAGUUAGAGCAACCUGUGUACAUUGUGCUCAAGUUUUUAUAUUUGAUGUUUCUACUAGAUCAUUAGCAAGAUGUCCACAUUGUAGAAAUCUGUCUGCUGUGGGAACAAACUAUGCGAGAAGAAGAGCUCAUAUUUGUUUAAUAUUGGCUCUUGUUUUUAUUGGUGCUGGUAUUGGAGUAACUAUGGGAACAUUAGAAGUUGCAAGAGAAAAUGGUGGAAUAUAUGUUGUGUGGACUGGAGCUUUUAUAAUAGGUUUAUCGAUGUUGAUAAGAGCUUGCUAUUUCUACACGGUAAGAACUAGUACAAUUAUCAGUGAAACCUAGAUGACGAGUGGAAAGCUAUCGCAGAUUUACUCUUACAAUGGAACCUGGCCUUUCUAACAAUUGAAAAAUAUGGACUAAAUAUCUUGCAUGUAUUUUGUGUUACAGUAUCAGGUUUAAAUACAAUCUGAUUAAGGCACAGAUUUUGUAUCAUUUGCUUAUAUAUAGUUUAAGUGUUUCUUUGACAUCACAGCAGCAGGACCUGGAUUAAUUCUUAAACAUACAAGAACUAAAUCUGCCUAUUGCAGGUCUUUCUUUAGGCAUGAAAUGUUAUCUGAAUUAUUAAUUAGACAUUAAUUAACUUGUCUAGACCAUAAUCAACUCUUGAUGCCAUCGCUAGCCUGCGAUAUUUAGCGGAUUAGAAUACAUUUUGUAAAACAUAAUUAAAUGCAAAAAUGGAUAAUCGAGACAUUGUUUUUUAUCGUACCAACUUUAGUAAUGAUGAUCGAGGCUAGCAUAAAAUUCAAAAGCUAAUAUCAAUUUAACUGAAAUUUUCAGCAUAUUCCAUUUAUGUUAUCUAUUUUUUAACUAUUAUAGCGAGAACUGUCAACUCUUUAUCUAAUCUCCCACAAUGCCCCUUUAAUUAAACCAUUAAAUUUUUCUCUUUGAUGAACAUAUGAAAUGGUUUGGGCUUUUUUCAAGUUUUGCUGCUCAAUAAUGUAUGUCAUUUACUCAUUUGGUGACCUCCUAUGCCAACCGGUAAGAUCUAUAUUUAAUGGGAGCUCUUAAAAUUAUAUGAUAGAACAGAAAUUUUUCUUUAUGUCUGCGUUUGAAUCAGGUUGUGUUAAAUACAACCGAUUGUAUCCCCUCGCCCCCCACUCUAUAAAACUUACUCUCAACAGAUUUUUAUUAUUCACUAUCUCAUACAUUCCAGUAAUAGAACAAAUUUCUUGUCCCCUUCAUUUAUAUACAAUUGACAAUGUUUUUAGCUUAAUAGAGAUUAUGACUUCACUUUUAUUUGAUACUUAAGUAUAAAAACGAUAAAAUGUCUUAUUCUCUCUCUUGAAUUUAAACUUUUGACUCUUGGAGUAUCUUAGUCGCAUUAAUUCUACCUCCCUGUUUUGACCAAACUAUCUUUGUUAAGAAAUUGUGUAUGUCCUUAAUGAAUAUAACGUAUUGUACUAAAUUCUGUGAUAGAUAUGAUAAGAAUCUGGUUACCUGGUAAAUGAGGAAGUAUUAAUUUUUAUGAAGUAAAAAUCCAUAUUGGUGCAAUCAAGUAAAUUGAAUUAUAUUAAUAUUUACUGGUAAUUUAGAUGUACUUAAAUUUUUCCGGUUGAUUGAUAUCAGAAAUAUUUUAAAUUUUUCUACGUUGCAUAAAGUUGUGAUAUAUUUGUUUAUAAGGCCUAUAUUGGUAGUUAAUAAAGCAUCAUUUGUUUAAUAAUACAUCAAUGAGAGGUCAUUUAAAUGAUUGUUUUCAUGGUUAUUAGUUUGUUAAAUUUUUGUUUGGAUGAUUGACCAAAAAUUGAUAUUAUUUUUGGUUUUAAGUGUAAAUAGUUUCCCCUUAUAUAUAGAUACCGUUAUGUUGUGCCAUAUACAUGUAUCCUCAAUAUUUCUUUUUAUUAAUGUAUGAUAACUUGUUAAUUUGUUGUUUGCUCAUAUAACUAAAAUUCCUACACUGAGAAUAGUUUUGAAUUGUUGAGGCAAUAUUGUUUUGUUUAUAUCAACUUGAUUUGAAUAUAUAUGUUAUAAUUUAUUUAAGAUGUUUGCUUAACAAACAUAAAGAUCCACUUUUUGAUAAUUAACAUGAUUUAAAAAUUUUGAUUUUACGGAGAGAUAAACAAGUUGAUUCAUUGUAAAGAUGUAUUUUGUUGUGCAGAGCUACAUUUUGUUAUCCAUGACUGUUAUGACAUUGUAAGUUGUUGACUUAAUUCUUCAAUAUUGAUUUUACACAUUUCAUUUUAUUACUGAUUAUCAUCAAUGAGUUUGAUGUGACUAAUUUUAAAUACAUAAAAAAUAAGAGUCAUAUAAUAGGAGUAGUAGAUUAGUUUUCUUAUAGCAUUUUUUUUUUUAAAUCUUCCAUAUGUGAGCGAAAAAAUGAUCAAAGUUGUACAAAGAAAAUUGUAUAUAAUUAUUGUCUAGUUAUUUUGAAGUAGAUUGAAUAUGUUACAAAUAUUUAUUGCAGAUUAUGUUUUUAAUAUUUUUAAUGUUAUGUUAUAAUACAAUCAACACCUUAUAAAGAAGCUCCAUGUAAAGUGCUAUGAACUUGAACUUUGUAAAAUAAAACUUACCAGUGUGUCAAGAGGUCUAAUAUUAGCAAUCACAUGCAUGUACAUUUUAUAUUCUCACUUGAAUUAAUAUUUCUUGACAGCACUAAAAAUUAAAAUUUCUUUGAUGAAAUGAAAUUUUUAACUGCAUAAAUAAUGUGAAAUUGAAAUAAUUAAAUUUUUGUUGAAGUAUU
This is a messenger RNA of Patella vulgata (common limpet), 3198 nucleotides long. Its product is annotated as type 2 phosphatidylinositol 4,5-bisphosphate 4-phosphatase. Lineage: Eukaryota; Metazoa; Mollusca; Gastropoda; Patellidae. Gene Ontology annotation, molecular function: phosphatidylinositol-4,5-bisphosphate 4-phosphatase activity. The record is from RefSeq and is a predicted model, not a curated record. Gene Ontology annotation, cellular component: plasma membrane; lysosomal membrane; phagocytic vesicle membrane. The coding region runs from base 15 to 803 and encodes 262 amino acids. Gene Ontology annotation, biological process: phosphatidylinositol dephosphorylation. The transcript has 8 exons.